Glycine soja is the source of this 1507-nucleotide messenger RNA. RefSeq names its product novel plant SNARE 11-like. Gene Ontology annotation, molecular function: SNARE binding; SNAP receptor activity. Lineage: Eukaryota; Viridiplantae; Streptophyta; Magnoliopsida; Fabales; Fabaceae. The transcript is spliced from 10 exons. The coding region runs from base 271 to 1056 and encodes 261 amino acids. Gene Ontology annotation, cellular component: SNARE complex; late endosome membrane; ER to Golgi transport vesicle membrane. The record is from RefSeq and is a predicted model, not a curated record. Gene Ontology annotation, biological process: retrograde vesicle-mediated transport, Golgi to endoplasmic reticulum; vesicle fusion.
CAACUCACAAAGUUGUUGCUGUAAAAAAAAUUAAAAAAUCACGAAUCACGAAUCACGAAUCGAGGGAAUAAGAGGGAAGAAGAGAAAACGACCCAAUGUUUUUGGUUUGUUCCCCGUAAGUAACUGUGCAGGAAGAAGAUCCUUCUCACCCAAACCAAAUGCCGCAGCAGCAGCAGCAGCAGCGCGCUGUUUGGUACCAACGCAAAAUCUAACCCGCAUUCCUCUGUGUCAUCCAAACAACCCCUCCGCCUCAGAUCUCGCCUCGAGAACAUGGAUCAGUUGUCGGCGAUCAGCGAGGACCUGGCCGAGAUCGACGGACACAUCGCCGACAAUUUCCGCGCCCUAUCAAAUGGAUUUCAGAAGUUGGAGAAAAUUAAGGAUUCCAAUAGACAGAGCAGGCAGUUGGAAGACCUCACCGAGAAAUUGCGAGAAUGUAAACGGCUUAUUAAGGAGUUCGAUAAAGAAGUCAAAACAUUGGAGAAUAGCUUUGAUAGAGAAACCAACAAAAUGUUGAAUGAGAAAAAGCAGUCAAUGAUCAAAGAGUUGAACUCAUAUGUUGGUUUGAAAAAGCAGUAUGCUACAAAUAUUGAGAAUAAACGAAUUGAACUCUUUGAGGGGCCCAAUGAAGGUUACACAGAAAAAAAUGGCUUGCUAGCAUCCUCAAUGACAAAUGAACAGCUAAUGGAUCAUGGGAAUCGGAUGAUGGAUGAGACAGAUCAAGCCAUUGAAAGGGGGAAAAAGGUAGUUCAAGACACAAUAAAUGUUGGUACAGAUACUGCAGCAGCUCUUAAGGCUCAGACAGAACAAAUGAGUAGAGUUGUCAAUGAGCUGGAUUCAAUCCAUUUCUCUAUGAAGAAAGCCUCUAAAUUGGUCAAGGAAAUUGGUAGGCAGGUUGCUACUGACAAGUGUAUAAUGGCGCUUCUUUUCCUUAUCGUCAUUGGAGUAAUUGCAAUCAUUAUUGUAAAGCUUGUGCACCCAGACAACAAGGACAUUCGCGACAUUCCAGGACUAGCUCCUCCAGUUCAGAACCGAAGACUGCUUUGGAGUCACAAUUGAGGAAUUAAAAUGAACAUAGUGAUGACUGAUGAGCUUAUGACAAAUGCGUUGGGGACACUAGAGAUUAAAAUGAACAUGUUUAUGACUUCAUCAAAUUGAUUUGAUGCUCUUUGGUUUGAUGGUGAUGACAUUGGCUGCUGCUGUUGCUAGAAACAGGGUUGCCAACAAUUGAGUUUGUUAUUACAUAAAAGAGAAGGGUUGGUUGGCCUGAGGCAUGAUAUAGAACGUGGGUCUCUAAGCAUGCACAUUUGAUUUUUUCUGAACCAUUUUUCUAAAUAGGUUCCGUCUAUCGAAUCAUAGGGAAAGCCAAACAAAAGAGCCCUCUGAGAUUAUUUGUUGUCAAUUUUGUAAUAUACGCUCGCUUUUACUGUAAACCUUCAGUUCUUAAAAUCUACCUGGUAUCAUGAGUAUUAUCAAUUUAUAAUAUAAGCACAUGUUUAUGUUGUUUUAA